Aegilops tauschii subsp. strangulata is the source of this 1215-nucleotide messenger RNA. The record is from RefSeq and is a predicted model, not a curated record. Lineage: Eukaryota; Viridiplantae; Streptophyta; Magnoliopsida; Poales; Poaceae.
AUGGAUCGGGGCCGACCGCGUCGCCCGUCGCCGCGCAGACCCCGCCGCCACCUUGCCGACACCGCACGGCGCCACCCCGCCAUCGUCGGCGCCCGCCUCAUCAACCCUCCGCCCCGUGUGGAUCCGGUCGGGUCACCCGACGCCCCGCUCCUCGCCGCUCGCCUACGCCGGAUCUCCUCCUUUACGUCGCCGUCGUCCCCGUCCUCCUCUCCAAAGGCUCCACCGAGCCUCGUCGGCCCUCGCCUCUCCAACGCCGCGCGCGCCCACGCGCUCCUGUGCGCCCGCGCGCGCGCGACCCGCGCCUACCAGCUGCAGCCACGGCGCCCGUCGCCCCCUGCUGCCUACACCCGCCGCCGUCUCUGCCCCGCGGCACCUGGCCACGUCCGCGCCCGGGUCGCCGUCGUCGUCCGGGGCCUCAUCCCACUCCCGCUGCGUCUGCCGUCCGCUGCGGCGGCCCUCUCCGCCAACCGCGCCACCCUGCUCCGGCCGUCCGAGCCAGGCCGUGCGCCCGCUCCUUCGCCCGCUGCCCCGCGGCGCCUUGUCGGGCUGGCGCUCGUCGCCCGAUCCACCCGGCGCCCACCCCGCCGCCACCUUGCCGACACCGCACGGCGCCACCCCGCCAUCGUCGGCGCCCGCCUCCUCAACCCUCCGCCCCGUGUGGAUCCGGUCGGGUCAGCCGACGGCCCCGACGCCCCGCUCCUCGCCGCUCGCCUACGCCGGACCUCCUCCUUUACGUCGCCGUCGUCCCCGUCCUCCUCCCCAAAGGCUCCACCGAGCCUCGCCGACCCUCGCCUCUCCAACGCCGGUGAGGCCACGGCCUCCCUCUCCUCUCCUCCCCCUCUCUGUUGCAUGUCACCGUGCCCGCACCCCGUUCGCCCCUGUUCGACCCAGCGCGCGCCCACGCGCUCCUGUGCGCCCCCCGCGCGCGCGACCCGCGCCUACCAGCCGCAGCCACGGUGCCCGUCGCCCCUGCUGCCUACACCCGCCGCCGUCUCUGCCCCGCGGUACCUGGCCACGUCCGCCCGGGUCACCGUCGUCGUCCGGGGCGUCAUCCCACUCUCGCUGCGUCUGCCGUCCGCUGCGGCGGCCCUCUCCGCCAACCGCGCCACCCUGCUCCAUUCGUCGGAGCCAGGCCGUGCGCCCGCUCCUUCGCCCGCUGCCCCGCGGCGCCUUGUCGGGCUGGCGCUCGUCGCCCGAUCCACCCGGCGCCCGUAA